Molecule: messenger RNA, 893 nt
Organism: Phytophthora nicotianae INRA-310
Lineage: Eukaryota; Oomycota; Peronosporomycetes; Peronosporales; Peronosporaceae
Exons: 4
Coding region: 105-746 (213 amino acids)
Source: RefSeq, a predicted model, not a curated record
ACUUCCUGUUCAGAGUUAACGACAAUCCAUCAGAGCGGUGCAUCGGUACAAAUGCAGCUUGUCCUCACUUCCGCUUUUGCUCUACCCACGCCUUCGCAACAAUAAUGCUUGAAAUCCAGGACCUGUUGACGACCGAUAUCGAUGUCUCCACGUUUCGGAGUAGCACCUCCCAGGACGCCACCUCUGGUCAGAGUGACAGACCAUCGGACAGUAUCAAUCAGAGGGAAAUUGGUCGUGACGAGGAACAAGGAUACACGCGUGAAGUUUCUGGUCGCGGUCCAGGCGAAGACAAGUGUCAGCAGCAGGGAGACAAGCAGAUUCUAGCUGCCAGCCAACAGAUCUCACGAACAAUCCCUGAAAAGGUAGCAAAAUCUACAUCUGCAACCUCUGACGCUCCGUCAAAAGUCUUUCGUUCUGGACAGCACGUGCACGUCCUGAACGACGAUGAGCUCGCUGACCUGUGCCGCAGAAUGGAAGCUCAAACAGCAACGCUGGGUCGUGCUAUCCACCAAAAGGAAAAAGUCCGCCAGCAGAAGACGCUAAUCCAGCAACUCGAAGCGAAAUUAUCACGCCUACAAGGAGUCGAAGCCGAGAUCAAGCAGUACGAGCGGCGCUCAGUGGAAUCGCUGCGAGACGAGCUGGCACUGCACCAAUAUGAGAUCGCUGAUCUCUCGCGAAAGCUGGAGAAUGCUGCUAAGAAGGAGGUCGAUUGGAUCAACACGAUGGAUGAAAGUUUGCGCAAGUAAAGACGCGUUGUCUUACCCCGUUGUCUCGUCUCGUUUCUAGUUGAAAAUACGAGUUACUGCGCAGUAAUCUGAAAUUUAACAAACAAAACUACGAGCUGGCAGAAUCUUGUCGCUGAAUGCGGCGAUUCCAGCAGCCAUUUGAACGCG